This is a messenger RNA of Bipolaris oryzae ATCC 44560, 597 nucleotides long. RefSeq names its product carbohydrate-binding module family 18 protein. The transcript has 2 exons. Lineage: Eukaryota; Fungi; Ascomycota; Dothideomycetes; Pleosporales; Pleosporaceae. Bases 1 to 597 code for a protein of 198 amino acids. The record is from RefSeq and is a predicted model, not a curated record. Gene Ontology annotation, molecular function: chitin binding.
AUGCGUUUCGCCACUUUCGCUCUUCUCUCCCUGGUUUCCGGUGUCUUUGCCGGAAACUGCGGUCCUAAGAAUGGAAACGCAAAGUGCGCUUCCGGCGAGUGCUGCUCCCAAUACGGCUGGUGCGGAACCACUGUCGACCACUGCGACGCAAAGACUUGCCUGAAGAACUUCUCCGGUGCUUCCUCCAAGUGCAACGGCAGCUCUCCCGCACAGACUUUCCCCGAUGGCGUCCCUGAGAUCGAUGUCUGCGGCCACGCCCAAGGUGGCGUGAGCUGCCCUGGUGCGGGAGCCAACGGCUACUUCUACCGCUGCUGCUCCUCCGCCGGCCACUGCGGACCCAAGAACGACCUUCAGGACCAGAACCUCUACUGCGGUACUGGAUGCCAGGCUGGCUUCGGAAAGUGCGAUAACCAAAAGGCGCCUGCUGAGCCCACCGCUCAGAAGGGUGUCGCGCAGGCCGGAGAGACUUGCGGUCCUAUUGUCAACAAGAAGUGCGCUUCCGGUCUUUGCUGCUCUGGAUCAAACUUCUGCGGUACUGGCGAGGACUUCUGCGGUGCUGCCAACUGGUGCCAGAGCAAGUGGGGAAGGUGCAACUAA